UUACCACAUUUCAUUUAUUCUUUAGUUUAACUUAUGGAGGAGGACAUCCAUCACAUUCAGAAACGGAUCUUCUUCACAGACAGACAUUUGCAGCUUCUCAUCAGCUUCCUGGAUAUGCUACCACACACCAUCCUACUGGUCUUACUGGAAUAUUUGAUACCAGUAUACACAGUGCUGGAAAUAACACUAAAGAAACUUCAGUUAUGAAUUUUCUCUCUGCAAUUGAGUCUCUCACUGUCCAGGCUGCCUCUUCAGGAACUACCCUUUUGCCACAGUUCAGGGCUCCAUCGUGGCAGACAGGCAUGCAUUCCUCAACACCCACAGAACUAUUUGUUACUGGAGCAUUGCCAGCCUCUGGAACAUUUCCACCAACAUCUGCUCUAUCAGCUUAUCAGCAUCCAAACUCCUUCAGCAGUAGAAGCUUUGUUACUACUCCAUCUCUUACACUUCAAGAUGCAACUUUCAGUGCAACAUCGAAUGGUCUUUUAACUGCUCAUGACCCAUUAUUACAAAUCAAGACGUCACAAGGCACAGUUCCAACUGCUUUGACAUUUGAGCGCCUAGGCAGCUCUGUUUUAAGUACUAGUGUUCCACCUCAGUCAUCAACCUAUCGUUCUGCUCAAGAAUCUGCACCUCAUCUCUUGCAACCUCAGUUUACUUUGUUGCCUUCAACACUGGGAGGGGCUCAACAGGUCUCUCAGGCAUAUAGUACAACUGUCUUUACUGGUUCCACUGCCUCCAUUGAUAGAGCAUUUCAGCGAGAAUGUAGUGUUAUUAAACACCAUCAGAGGCCUUCAAAUACCCAGCCUGUGCAGGCACAACUGACUAGUUCACAGCAUUCCUUACAUAGUUAUUUAUCAAAUACAAGUGGAGUUAAUUUUCAGGAUACAUCCAGGCAAUCAGCAUUGUCCUGCAGUCCAGUUGGAGAUGCUACUCAGGUGAGCAAUGGAGGACCGCAACAGAAGACUUCUCAUUCUCAAGUUUCAGUGGAACUUGCUCAGUCUUAUACAUCUGCAAUUCCUUCACCUGGUUUCCCACCGGCUUCCACAGCAAAAGCAAAGAACUGUUCUACGAAGCAGCCACCAAGGUCAACCAAGACCCCUAAACCUCAAAAUGUAGCACCACCUGUGCAGACCCAAAGCUAUUUCAAAACUGCACAAAACCAGAGUUCUGUGAUAACAGGCCAAGCACAAAUAUAUUCCACAGCACAGCUACCAACUCUUUUGUCAGUUAGCCAAUCCCAAAAUUAUGUUUCAACGUCAUCACAGAAUGUGCCAUCAGUCAGUCUUUCACAGGAUUUCUCAUCUAGCAAGGUUGAGAAGCUGCCUUCAAUAUAUAAAACUUUGACUUUUUCUGCGCAAUCACAAGCUAUAACUUCUGAUAGUCAGACACUAAGUUACUCUUCAGAACAACAGGUAUUAACUUCAGUUCCAAAUGAGAACUAUUCUGGGCGAACGAGGGAUCUUUCUUCAGUUAGCCAGUCUCAGAGUUAUUCUUCUAGUCAUUCUCAGGGUUUAUCUCCUGUUAGCCAAUCACAGGUUAACUAUUCAUCUCAAUCACAAGUUUUGUCAGCUGUUAGUCCUUCAGAAAGCUAUACUUCAGGGCAACCCUUAACAUUAACAUCACCAUCUCUUCCAUUUUCUUCCUCUCCUCGUAUUCAAAAUCUGUCAGUCUCAAGUCCAAGCCAGAACUAUAUUUCGUUACAGACUUCUCAGAAUUCUCAGCCACAAGAAUCAUCUUCUCCGCAAUCUCAAAAGUUUUUACCAGCUGUUCAGUCCCCUCCUUUUGCCUCCCCAGCUCAUUCGCAGACGUUGCAGAACAGUAGAUCUUCCUCGGAUACAAAAUCGUAUGUUAAAAGGAAAUCUGACUCUAACUUGUAUGCUUCAUCAAAAGAUGAUGAUGAAUUGUCAAUGCAAGAUUUACAGGCAUUGCAACAGCAAGCUUCUCUUGAAUCUUCUACUCAACGGCUGACUGAUGAUGAAAUCAGUGCUCAGGAUACAGCCUACAGGGUCUCAAAGGCAGAUGACAGAUAUUCCCAAAGUGUAAUCAGAAGUAAUUCUCGUCUUGAAGAUCAAGUUGUUGGACUUACUUUACAAGGGUCAAAAAAAGAUGAAAGAAUGAUUAAUUCUGUUGCACAGCUUUCUCAACAGAUUGGCCAUAUCACUAACGUAGUAAGCCAUGACAUUAAAAAGGCAGCUGAUUUAAUGCAAGCAGCACAAGUAAAUGCAAGUGCUAAAGAACUAAACCAGCAACAUGCUCUGUUGCAUAAGGUACAUGAAAAUAAGACCCAAGAGCAGCAGGGUCAAGUUGUUAGCACAUCACAACACAUUCAGGCUCAUGCUUUGAGGCACAGCAAUCAGUUGUGUUUGCCCAGUGCACAGGUACUUCUGGACUCUGCCUGUGACUUACAAAUUCUUCAGCAGUCAAUACUGCAGUCAGGUUUAGGACAAGCAAAGGCAUCUCCACAAGUGCAACGAAUACAGAGUCCUCAGCAGGUAGCACAUCCAUUCCUUCAAAUAGAUGGUCAUAUAAUUCAAAGUAAUGGGGGUCAUUCUCAGCAACAGCUUCAUCCUCAAAAUUCAGAAGUUAUGAAAAUGGACAUCUCUGAGUCCUCAAAACCCCUGCAGCAGCAUUUGACAACAAAAGACCAUUUUACUCAACCAAAUCAACAUGAUUCAAAGAAUCAGUUUGUUUCUCUGGGUUCAAUAUGUUUCCCAGAGUCCAUGCUUCUCACUGAUGAGAGGAAUAUAUUGUCCAACGUAGAUGAUAUCUUGGCAGCAACAGCAGCAGCUUGUGGGGUCACACCAUCUGAAUUUGCUAAAUCAACAUCUAAUGAAGAAGAAAUACAAUCUGUUGAAAAUGGUGAAAAUUCCAAAUCUCAGUUCCAGUCAAUAGAUGUAAGACAUGUGUCUGCUGGGUUCAGUUCCUCACCCACUGUAGUUGGGAAACCACAGAGCCUACAUAACAUUUCCCUAAAUGGAGGCCAAAUAACUCUAAAUCUUACAGCUAUGUCUGCAAUACAGCCAAAAAAUGUGAACCUUGAUCAACAGCAUAUUGAGACUUCUGAUCAAAAUGUACCAAGUAGAAUGACCUCCCCCACCCUUGGACCUAGUCAGCAAGAGCAAGAGCAAAGUUCUAGCACAGUUAAGAAACAGUCUAGCAUUAAUCAUGAAUCUGAGGAAGAUAAUGAUAUCCCGGUUGAAGGUGCACUGACCACUAGAGACCCAGAAUUUGUUUCAAGUGGUAGGAGUCUAAGUGAAGAGAGUGCAGCAUCAGAUAAUGAUUUUAAUAUGGGUGGUCAUGAUGGCAGUGUAGCAGGUAACCAGGCUAAAGGACCAUUGCAGUCAAUACCUGUACCACAUCAAGGGGACGGAAUUGUUAAUAAAACUGAAGAGGAGAACCACGAUUUAACUCAAGAUAGCUUGCAGAAGAAGAAAAAUAAAGGAAAAGGCCAAAUUAAAAAUGCUAUAGAAGAUGACAGUGUAAACCAGAAACAACUGAAAAAAAGUGGGCAGUGUAAACGUCAGAAUUCAAGAGGAACUGAUAUAUGCCUAACAUAUUCUUCUCCUAUUUCUGAAUGUUGUUAUGACACUUACCAACAUCAAGAAAAAAUGAGGCAAAAAAUCAAAGAAGUGGAAGAAAAACAACCAGAAGUCAAAACUGGAUUCAUUGCAUCUUUUUUAGACUUUCUGAAAUCUGGACCUAGGCAGCAGUUUUCUGCUCCUGCUGUACGAAUGCCUAACAGGACUAGACGACCAGUUACCCAGAUAGUCCGUGCCCAUUGUCCCCACCCACCUUCAAAACCACAACCAGCAGCAGCUCCUGUGUCUGUUGAGGUUGGCAGUGAAAGUCCAACCAAAAAAGCUGAUGAAGAACUUAAGAAAAAUUUGGAAACAUUGCCUACAUUUUCUUCUGAUGAAGAUGAUUCUGUAGGAGGUAACCAUGAUCUUCAGAAAAGCAUCUCCACUGCUUUAUCAGCUUUGGAUGAUAAUUCUGACAAAAAGAACAAAUCAGAAACUGAAAAGUUGGCAGCUACUAGUGCUGUCACUACCAGUACCUCCUCCACCACCACUACCACCGCCACUACUACUGCUGCUGUAAAGCAGGAAUCUCCACACACUACUGCUCCUGUUGUAAAUGUUCAGAAUAUGCAGGAGAAAACAAGUUCAACAGAAGCCCUAAAGGUAGCUGGCCAGGAUGGUGUGACUUCAGACCAGUUAGCAAAAAUACAGGCAUCUGUUGCAAUAGAAGGAUAUAUUGAUGAGGAGAAUAUGGACAGUGGAGGAGAGGGCAUGUACAGAGAACGUGAUGAAUUUGUAGUGAAGAUUGAAGAUAUAGAUGCACUAAAGGUUGCUUUAAAAAUGGGAAAAGAGCCUCCAGCUAUUUGGAAAGUUCAAAAAGCUUUGUUACAAAAGUUUGUUCCUGAAGUGCGAGAUGGACAGAGACAGUUUGCUGCUACCAAUAGUUAUCUUGGAUAUUUUGGAGAUGCAAAAACAAAAUACAAACGGGUAUAUGUGAAAUUCAUUGAAAAUGCAAACAAAAAGGAAUAUGUCAGAGUCUGUUCAAAAAAACCACAAAACAGACCUGUGCAGUCUGCAAGAACUAUUCACUGCAAACCAAGUGGUGGCGGCAACAAAGCACCUGAUCCUCCAGCACCAAAACCUACAACAACAAAAGUCUCCUCCUCCGUAAAACCCAAAGCUAAACAGCCAAAACUAAAGGCAGAACCACCACCAAAGAAACGGAAAAAAUGGAAAGAAGAGUUUUCAUCUUCCCAGUCUGAUUCUUCUCCUGAAGCCCAGAGUGAUGAUGAUGAGCUUGUACCUCCAGCUCCAUUUGUCACUCGCUUUUUGAACACAAGAGCGAUGAAGGAGACUUUUAAGAGUUACAUGGAGCUGCUUGUUAGCAUUGCCUUGGAUCCAGAUACAAUGCAAGCCUUGGAAAAGAGCAAUGAUGAGCUACUUCUGCCUCAUAUGAGAAAAAUUGAUGGCAUGCUGAAUGAUAAUAGAAAAAGACUGCUUCCCAAAUUACAUUUGGAGCAUACAUUAAAGAAUGCUUUGGAAAACUUUCCUGAACUGACAGUAAUCACUCGUGAUUCUAAAUCAAAAAGUGGAGGAGCUGCUAUUUCUAAAAUUAAAAUGAAUGGGAAAGCUUACAACAAGAAAACACUGAGGGCUUCUAAAUCAACCACUAAGCUAGCACAGGAGUUUACAGUUGAUCCAGAAAAAAUACAGUUGUACUCUCUGUAUCACUCACUCCAUCAUUACAAAUACCACAUAUAUCUGACAUGUAAAGAAGAGAUUUCUUCCGUUCAGAAAAAGAGUGCAGAUCUAGGACAGGAGGAAAUCGUCCAGCUGUGCAUGAAAAAUAUAAAAUGGGUGGAGGAUCUUUUUGAAAAAUUUGGCGAACUUUUGAAUCGUGUCCAGCAGAAAUGUUUAUAAUAUUUUUUUUUUUUUUUCCAAAUCUCAAGUUUUUCUACAGCACUAACCUGAUGGAACAGAAAGCUCAGAGUGAGGCUCUGAUUACUCUUAUAAUGCCAGACUACGUGCUUAUUCAUAGGGAUUUCAUUUCUCUUUUGGAACUUUGUGCCUUGGCUCUAGCUAAGGAAAAGUGACGCUGCCAAGGAAAUUAGUCCUUUAGAGAUGGAACUAAACAAACAUAACCACAUUUUUAAUCUGCAAAUGAUUUUUAUAUUUUGUAAACUAUUGGGUAACUUUAGUUUUAUUUUCAAAAAUGUUUUUGACAAACGAUAAAGCAUGCACUAAUUAUAGUUUUUUCUUUAUUGCUUUGGAGAUAACACUUAACACUGUGGCUUUUUCUGACUGAACACCAGAAAAAGUCAGGGUUGGGGUAAACUAAUAUUUGCAUUUCUGUCUGGCCACCAAAUUUAGAAUAUUGUACAUUUUGUAAACAGAGCUGAUGUGACAUCAAAUUCUGUAUACAAAUAUUGCCAUCAUAAAAUUCAGAAAUGUCAUUAUGCUUUAUGGACUCCUUUUACUAUUAAUCAUGUUCAGGAUGCUGGACAUGGAGUUGGUGCAAUCCUAUGACUGCUUUUUGUGUCAAAUUAUAUUGUAAUGAAAGACAAUGACCUUAACUAUUUUCCCUGUUUUGAAGAAAAAUAUUUUCCUUUAUACUGUGUUUUUUUUUCUUUUGGAAAAAAAUCAAUUGUACAUUUUAUCUCACUAAUAGUUGUAUUUUUCACAGAGGAAAUAUUGUGGUUAAAAUUGUUUCAUGUACCUUUGUAAUACACUUUCCAUUGUUUUCAGUAAAUCCUAUUCAUUUAUAUGUUGAUUUUCAUAUUGUAAACUAUAUAUCUUGAGGUAACCCUUUUUGUUUAUACAGGUUUGCUUCAGUGUUAACCAGAAUAAUGCAUACUAUAGACUAGUUUUGCUUUAAGUGUAGUUGUGUUAGACACUGCAGUAAUUUUCUGAUACGUGAAAAUAAAUUUCUUACUAAACUAGUACAUGAUUAAUUGAGAGUUUAAAUGAAGAGCUACUACACUUUUUUUUAUCAUUUUGUCAACAAAGAUUAAUGAUUGAUUAGACUAUAUGCAGUGUUAAACACAGCUUACAUAGUUAUUUUUAGAUUUAGUAGUGACCAGAGCUGUUCUCUUUUUGGUGCCUUUCAGAUCUUCAAAAAUACCUUCUUCUUUUUUUUUCUUUUUUUUUAAAGCUGUUUUUCAUUUUAACUGUUAGCAGUGCCACUAGUCACACUCAGACUAUGAAUGUAAUAGACUCAAAACAGUAGAACAUUUUCUUUAAUUUUGCCAACAGAAUGCCUUACUUCAGUCAUUCAAAAUGUGUAUACUGCUGGGGUCCUAAGGAAAUAAGAAAUGUCAGUUCUUCCUUCAGAUAAUGUAGAAAAAAUAUUCAUUCCUUUAUCUUUUUGCUGCCACUUAGUGCCUUAAUUUCAGCCAGGAAAGCAGGGUUUACCAUUCAGUAGCCAAAUUAGAUAUGUUUGAGGUUCAGAGUGAUCUGUUUUUCCAUUUUUUUUCCUGUUUUGGUUCUGUUUAGCUAUUAAUAUAUUUCUUAGACCAUAGAAUUAUAUAAAACAUAAUGAAGGGAUGUGAAAAUGGAACUAUUUCAUCUCAAGUAAUCAAAUUAGGGGUUCAAAAAGAAUAAGAUAGAGUAUUUUAAUUGAUAGCAUUUAGAUUCUUAUUGGAUAGUGACCAUAUUUUCAGAGCUUUUUAUCUUAUUAAAAGCAAUAAUUCUCCUUUAUAUUUGUGAACUGACUGGAAUGGAAGUGGGUAAAUGCCCCUUCCCUAUUUAAAAGCCUUUUCAUACUUCAUCUGUUGUAAAAUGGCAGUUUACCAGCAAAUCGACUGAGACAUUGGCUGCUUCUGGGCCUGUCAUAAUUGAGAGGGUUGAUGUGAAUUUUGAUUUAAAAAGAACAAAAGGUUAGAAGUACAUGCAUCUAAUUUGUUCUUUCAGUGAACAGGAGGGAAUUGAGGUGUUGGGGAUGGUGGGAGAACCGCCAUUUUUUUUUUUUAUGCAGUAAUGAAUCUUGUAAGAUAUGCUUCUUCCUCUUCCUGAUUUUAAAGUUCAACUUGUACCGAUACCAGUCAGUGAAGUGACAGACACCAAGACUGGUCAUUUAAAAUCUGUUAAUUUAAAUGGGACUAUUAAGUAUAUAGAGAUUUACCUGGUAUAUCCUUUAAUCUGUAGGUUUAAAAAUAAAUAUGAUAUAAAUUGAGGGAAUAGUAUGGCUGGCUCCCUGAUUAUGUAGUGAAGUGCUAGUCAGAAUUUGUUAGCUACAGGUCCUUCACAAUUUUACAAGGAAGUAGCAAAUGAGGAUAAGCUUCUCUUCAUUUUAAUAACUUAAGAUGUCUCUACUUCGGUACUUCCUAUAAAAGUCUGAAUGGAAGUUUAGGAGACCAAUCACUUUAGACCAAGCCCCAAACAGCCCUCAGACUACUGGAAAUCAUAGUGGCUUUUUGGGUAACUGGCCUUAUAAAAGCAGGUACAUUUAAACAAAAAGAAAUUAGAUGGACAUCGUGUUUGCUGUGUUAGGGAGGAGACUUCACUCAAGCUCAUUCCCCAGGUCAUCAGACCAAGUAUUCCACCUAUAGAUGAUAGGGUGUACGUUGCAUUGCUUGAAAACAAUCAGUCCAGCGUAGUAAAGAGUAAUAUAAAGGAGUUCUAUUCCAUUCUUUGCUAGAAUGAUGGUAGCUGGAUUAUUAGGGUAUCAAGCCAGGAUAUAUUACAAAUCUGGAAAAACUGUAAGGGUUCAAUGGACCAUUAAGAAAGAAUAAAACUUACUGGGAACCGAAGAGGAAUUUUUAUACUGAAGCAAACUUAGAAAAAAUGUCAAUGUAAAAUCGUUUUUUUCCCACAAGUAUCCUGCUUUGCUCUGUUGCAUUUCAGAUUACUGUGGUUGGAUAAGAGUAAAUUCUGCAUCACAUCCCAAUCAUCUUUCUUCCUUGAUACAGCGGUGAAGUCCUACUGUCUUAACAUCUUUUACCAAUGGAAAUUCAGCAUUAACUUGACUGCAAAAACAGCUAGAAGAAAAGAUGCGCUAGGAAGUAACAAAACCCUCUUUAGACAUUUCACUAUAUAGCAACUAGAGAAACUAAUGAAAUUCAAUGUGUGGUAAUUGAAUAAGGCUUUACUUCUAGCCCUUUGGCUCCCAGCAUAUUAGCAGUCUCUCUCUUGGUCUCUUUCUCUCCCUUCCUCCUCCACCCCCUCUCUUUUUUCACUGAAAUACAGUAUUUCUGUAAAGACAGGUUCUUUCCAGGCUGCUAUUUCCAAAGUUUUGCUAGUAAAAGGCAGAAAAUAAAAAGGUGUUGAAAAAACUCUCUCUGAAAAAAACUACAGGCUUCAGAGCCUCUACAAUCCUAUGACCUGUAUCAUAUUUAUAUAUUGUUUAAAUGAUAUACUUUAAAAAAAAAAAAAAAA
Gavialis gangeticus (Gharial) is the source of this 8894-nucleotide messenger RNA. RefSeq names its product glutamine and serine rich 1 (gene QSER1). Bases 204 to 5441 code for a protein of 1745 amino acids. The transcript is spliced from 12 exons. The record is from RefSeq and is a predicted model, not a curated record. Lineage: Eukaryota; Metazoa; Chordata; Crocodylia; Gavialidae.